AUUGCGUGAGAGGUUAUGUUUACUGCAUAAUUUUGUCGAGUCAGAAUACAAAGAUAAAUAGUUUGCAGUGUAAUAGUAAUUCAAUCACUAUUCAUAUUUCCAACGAAAUACUAAAAAAAUGUUAGUGACAUUAAAAACGUUACAACAGCUUACUUUUCAAAUAGAAAUCGACCCAGAGGAAACUGUCAAAGCCCUCAAGCUCAAAAUUGAAGUCGAGAAGGGAAAAUUCUACGCUGCUGAUCAUCAAAGAUUAAUUUAUGCAGGAAAGAUUCUUCUCGAUGAUAAUAAGAUAAGUACAUAUAAUAUAGACGAGAAGAAAUUUAUUGUUAUCAUGGUCACUAAACCUAAAGCAUCAGAAAUACAAGCUACGUCUACCUCUGCACCUGAAGCUGGUGAAAGCGCUUCCACUGAAAGUGGCGAUGGCCAAGAUAAAAAACCUGAAGAGACCCCGAAACCUACGCCCGCUACAGAACCGGAACGCUCAGCAGAGCCAGCUGUGACUGCCAAUGAACUUGACUUUGAAGCAACAGUUCAAAGCAUAAUGGAUAUGGGCUACAAUCGACAGCAAGUAGAGCAAGCUUUAAGAGCGUCAUUUAACAACAGAGAGAGAGCAGUGGAAUAUUUAAUAACUGGGAUACCUGAAGAGCUUCUGCAGGAACAAGAAGUUGAAGAAGGUACUGAUGAUGAUCCUUUAGCUUUUCUGCGUGAUCAGCCACAGUUUCAACAAAUGCGAGCAGUUAUUCAACAGAAUCCUAACUUAUUGAAUGCAAUUUUACAACAAAUUGGUCAAACUAAUCCUGCACUUCUACAAGCAAUCAGUCAGCAUCAACAAGCUUUUGUUAGAAUGCUAAACGAGCCUGCAAAUCCAUCAAGUGGUGCAACAGCUACUGAAGACAGCGCAGUGGAACCACAGCAGCCACAACCGCCCCAAAACGUUAUUCAAGUUUCACCUCAAGACAAAGAAGCUAUUGAACGAUUAAAAGCUCUUGGGUUUCCUGAGCAUAUGGUUAUUCAAGCAUAUUUUGCCUGUGAAAAGAAUGAAAACCUUGCAGCAAAUUUUUUGCUUUCACAAAAUUUUGAUGAUUAAAAGUAAUUUACUCAUAUACACUAAUUGUUAUAGUGCAGAGACAAAAUUAUAAAUUCUAAUUAACAUACAAAAUUUGUGUUUCUCAUUUUGGUCUUAUGUCAAUAGCCUAACUGCUUUUUUGUUUCAUGUUUUUUUACACUGGAUUAAACAAUUUGUCAUUACAAAG
Molecule: messenger RNA, 1253 nt
Organism: Diatraea saccharalis (sugarcane borer)
Lineage: Eukaryota; Metazoa; Arthropoda; Insecta; Lepidoptera; Crambidae
Source: the annotation of a GenBank genome assembly